UCGUAAUGACACAAUGGAGGUUAAUUCUUUGCUUGGAGAUUUAAAGCAAGAGGUAGCUGAGUUGAAGGAACAACUGCAGAGGUGGUCUUUCGAGGAGCAAUAUAAAUGAAUAACUGAAAUGAUUGAAUCUAAGAUGAACGAUACCAUGCAUAGUCUUGAAAAGCAGUUGGAGGAGGAGCGUACUGCUCGGUUGGAGGCAGAAAAAUAUGCAGAAAGCAAAAUUCGUGAAUUGAAAGAUAGCUUAGAGAAAACUCAAAAGGAGACUGAGGAGCUCACAGUCAAACGUCGUUCUUACAGCUGCAACAAAUGUCGAAGUCAUGUCUCAUUACACGAUGAUAUCAUCUCUAAAAAGUUUCAGGGAAGGAAAGGCAAGGGUUUCCUUUUUGCUCGUGUGAGGAAUAUUGUUGUUGGAACCAAAGAAGAAAGACAUCUCACAACUGGUCUUCACACAGUUGCUGACAUAUACUGCGGGGAUUGCAACGAGGUUUUGGGCUGGAAGUACGAACGAGCUGUUGAGCCAUCACAGAAGUACAAGGAAGGGAAAUUCAUACUCGAGUUGUCCAAAAUCGUAAAAGAUAAUUGGUAGCUCAUUACCAGAGUCAUUUUGAUUUAUUUGUCAGUACUGAAUGUAAGUAUCUUUUCCUGUCUCUGAGCUUUCACUCUACAUGACUACUUUCCAACAGAAUUAUCACA
Messenger RNA from Solanum dulcamara, 693 nucleotides. Its product is annotated as protein yippee-like At4g27745. The transcript has 4 exons. Lineage: Eukaryota; Viridiplantae; Streptophyta; Magnoliopsida; Solanales; Solanaceae. The record is from RefSeq and is a predicted model, not a curated record. The coding region runs from base 119 to 586 and encodes 155 amino acids.